AUGCCUGACAUACCUGACGGCGAUCUGCCUGCAAGGACUCACAAAUCCCGCAGACUGUGUUCAAACCUCUGCUUCAGGACGUACUCCGAUGCGAAGCUCGCUGGCCUUUUAAUCGAGAAUAACUUCCCUGUCACCUUGUUCGAGAAAGUCUUUAAUGCUGUUGUUGAUCCGGACUUCAAAUCUGAAGACAUUACGUUUAAAGAUAUAUGGGAUAUAUUUGAGUAUGUGUCUGCAAGGAGGAGUAAGGAUGGGAUGGAGAGGGAUACCGCUGUAGCUCCGCUUGAAGAUGAUCACAAUGAUGAAUAUUCGAAGCAGAGGGAGAUGAGAAUGGCAGGGGGAGUUCCGCGAGACAUAUUAAACUUGGUAGUCGAUCAACUAGUAGACGGUAGACUGCCGCUAGGUAUAGCAGCAAUGGACCCCAGACCAACCAACGCUUUCACCUCCAACAGUCCAGACCUCCAAAACAUGUCCCUCGUCCACCGUUCCUGGACAUCCGCCGCACAAAGAGGUCUCCGCCGUCGUGCAGUCAUACCAUCUCAACACAUAGCCGACUUCCUCCUAAGCUCUCUCUGCGGCCCAUGGAUAACAGAAAUGAUCAUCUACUGGCCCUUCAAUAAAUCAAAUAACGGAGACAUCGUCGGUACUAUGAAAGAUAAUAUCUGGGCUUUAGAGUCCUUACUCGAGCGGACACCUAACAUCCGGUCUUUAGUAUUCACUACUUCACUCGUCUGGAAUACUGAAAAUACUGGAAAUGUUGGACAUUUGUCAUCUGAUUCUCGGUGUAUCGACACGUGUCUAGAGAUAAUUACAGACCUCUUACCCAACCUCGAGAACUUAUGGCUCAAACAUCAUCGACCACUAACAAUAGAAAUUCCAAACGAACGAUCAUUUAACAAUUGUUGUGAACUGCGUAGUUUAUACCACUACCUCCCGAAACUGUCCUCUCUGAAAUACCUUUCGAUUCGUUGGUGGUCCAGCGACGACUUCGACGAUCCCUAUUCCGAUUCCGAUUCCGACCGCCAACUCAUUUGGGACGAGCAUCCUCCACCUGGAUUAAAGACCGUCGACUUGUACCUCUCUGGAGACCCACGAAAGGACGAUCUUACCUGGCUUCUCGAGAAGCGUGGCUCCUUCUCCCUCGACUCCCUAUCCCUAUACUUAGAACGCUACUCCCUAGGUGUUCCUUCAUCCUCAAGACUUCAAGGAGCCUUACGAGAUUGUCUUCCCGAGAUAAAGAAGCUGAAAUUAGUCAUUUAUCGAUCACCCAUUCUAGACUACAGGGUGGCAGACACAGGGAUAUCCGGAUCCGUUCCUGGACAAUUUUAUUCUCGCCUUUUAGAAUUGGCGAGUAACUUGAAGAACUUGGAGUUGUUUUUCUUCUUUGGAGAGUCGGACUUGAGGAAUAGGAUUAUAUACGGACCGUUCGAUUUACCGCCUUCUUUAGAGAACCUUGCAAUUCAUCUCGAAGACGACCGCAACCACCCGUCUACUCCAUCCACUUCCACUUCUGCUCCAGCUUCGUCAGAUCUCCAAGAUCUCCAAGUUUGGUUCUCAAUGGCAAUCGAGAAGUACAUCCUUGACCACCUCCCUUUCCUCCCUCAUUUACGGAAAAUCCUCGUUACACGAUCCCCGGCUCUCGAUCUGUAUACUUUGGAGGGUUGGGACUUGGAUGCUCUAAUCCCUCGCAUGGACGACAUGGGUCAAACUGCUAUUCAAAGAGGUAUUCAAAGAGGAGAGGUUAAAGCUAUCCUUUCUGAACCCCUCCGCACGAUUCUUGAACAGCGCGAUGUCGAUUUCGUCUUUAUCGACAACGCGUUUCCGAGAGGGUGGGAUAUCCCGCGUAGGGUAUGA
Fomitiporia mediterranea MF3/22 is the source of this 1851-nucleotide messenger RNA. RefSeq lists its product as uncharacterized. The record is from RefSeq and is a predicted model, not a curated record. Bases 1 to 1851 code for a protein of 616 amino acids. The transcript has a single exon. Lineage: Eukaryota; Fungi; Basidiomycota; Agaricomycetes; Hymenochaetales; Hymenochaetaceae.